UUAAUCUGUGUAGCCCCAACUGUGUCUCCAAUCAGUUUCAUCCAUUGACACCUUGCCAGCAAAAACAAAGCAGAGGCCAAGUGUCAAAUCCCAUCAUAAUUAAAGCAACAUCAUCAUUUUCCAAAUCAGCCUUUAAUACCAAGCAAGCGCUUUUCACGACUCCAAAUUGCAUGAAGGCCAACCCUCAAGUUUUCCAGAACCCCCUAAACAAUCUUCUCUUUCCUUUGCUCGAGGAUUCAGGAUAGAAACACAGUUACACAGAUCUUAGGAAUUGUGGGUUUUAUCUGUAAUUGGUGAUAGAGUUGUGUAUAGUUCAAAAAACUAGUGUUGAUGACAAGUUUGGGGAUGAGAUUGUUGAGAACUGAAGGGUUAAGAUGAACCUUCAAAAGGGAAAAGGCAAACCCAGAAAGAGUGGAAGUUGUAGAAGACAUGCAACAGAGCCAUGGAUCAUGAGGUACCUGGCUCAGUGGGAACCAGUGCCAGCUUCUCUUUGAGAUUGGGUCAGGCUAUUUUUUCCUCUGCUUCACUUCUCUUCAUGUCUUUGGGGGUUGAGUUCUACAGCUACACUGCUUUCUGCUACCUGGUCACAGUCAUGGGUCUGGUUAUACCAUGGAGUUUCACAUUGGCAAUGGUUGAUGGUUACUCUGUUCUUGUUAAAUGUCCCCUUCGUCAGCCUGGAAUACUGCUGAUCAUUGUUGUAGGAGAUUGGAUCCUAUCAAUUCUUACUCUGGGUGCAGCAUGCUCAACAGCUAGUGUUGUGGACGUCCUGCUCCACGCAGGUGGUCCAUAUUGCCCUCCAAAGUUUUGCAGCAGGUACAAGAUAUCUGCUGCUAUGGCUUUCAUGACAUGGUUUCUCUCGUUGGCUUCAUCUCUUUUCAAUCUCUGGUUACUUCCCUCCUUGUGAUUCUUAUAUGCACAUAGCUCAUUCUCCUAUUGGUUUAAUGCAGAAACUGUAAUCCAUUUGAAAGUAUUCAGUCUUUUGGAAAAUGUAGAUUUGUACUUCUGCAGUGUUCAAAUCAUAAACAGAUAAUUGUAAAUAAAGUUUCUAUCCUUUAAGAAAGCUGGACCCUUUUGAUGA
Molecule: messenger RNA, 1078 nt
Organism: Rosa rugosa (rugosa rose)
Lineage: Eukaryota; Viridiplantae; Streptophyta; Magnoliopsida; Rosales; Rosaceae
Product: CASP-like protein 5C1
Exons: 3
Coding region: 443-904 (153 amino acids)
Cellular component (GO): membrane
Source: RefSeq, a predicted model, not a curated record